AUGUCAAUUAUCUUACGAUGUUUAGAUCUUUCAACAACUCCAAUAGAAGUUAAGGAGUACUUUCUAGGAUUUUUAGUUGUAGAUAAUACAACCGGUAAAGGCUUAUAUGAUGCUAUAGUUGAUGAAAUUAAAAAUAUAGGACUAGAUAUAAAUGAUGUUAGGGGUCAAGGUUAUGACAAUGGUUCAAAUAUGAAAGGAAAACAUCAAGGUGUACAGAAACGAUUGUUAGAUAUUAACCCUAGAGCAUUCUACACUCCUUGUGGUUGUCAUAGUUUAAAUUUAGUAAUUUGUGAUAUGGCUAAUUCGUGUGAUAAAGCUAGUGAAUUUUUUGGAGUUAUACAACGUAUAUAUUCGAUAUUUGCUUCAUCAACUCAAAGGUGGAAAAUAUUACAAGAUAAUAUAUCAAACCUAACACUUAAAUCAUUAUCGCAAACUCGUUGGGAAAGUAGGGUAGAAAGUGUAAAAGCAAUUAGAUUUCAAGCACCACAAUUAAGAAAAACCCUUUUACAAUUAUCCAAAAAUUGUGGAGAUCCAAAAAUUAAAAGUGAGGCUAAAUGUUUAGCUACAUAUGAACUUGAAAACUAUGAAUUUUUAUUAGGAAUGAUUAUUUGGUAUGAUGUUUUAUUUGCUAUUAACACUGUUAGUAAAAAUUUGCAAUCAAAUGAUAUGUGUAUCGAUGAUGCUAUAGAUCAACUAAAUGGACUUUUGUGUUUCUUUGAAGAAUAUAGAGAAAACGGAUUUGAAAAGGCUUUAGAUUAUGCAAAAGAAUUAGCUUUAGAAAUGAAUGAUGUUGUAAUGGAAAAUGAGUUUAAGAAAAGGCUUUUAGCGGAUGUGAUUCUUCCCAGUGACAUUGGAGUAACAUUUGAUGAAAUUGGAGCAUUGGAAAAAGUUAAAGAUACGUUGAAGGAACUGAUGUAG
This is a messenger RNA of Lactuca sativa (garden lettuce), 918 nucleotides long. RefSeq lists its product as uncharacterized. Lineage: Eukaryota; Viridiplantae; Streptophyta; Magnoliopsida; Asterales; Asteraceae. The record is from RefSeq and is a predicted model, not a curated record.